Lizanozyma spartinae is the source of this 540-nucleotide messenger RNA. It is a transcript of the gene SCP1, whose product is annotated as Scp1p. The record is from RefSeq and is a predicted model, not a curated record. Lineage: Eukaryota; Fungi; Ascomycota; Pichiomycetes; Serinales; Debaryomycetaceae. The coding region runs from base 1 to 540 and encodes 179 amino acids. Gene Ontology annotation, molecular function: protein binding. The transcript has a single exon.
AUGAGCUACACAAACUAUUCCAUACCCACUAAGAAAGAACAAAAUGCUAAUACAAACUUAGACCAAGAUCUUAAGUUAUCAAGAGAUCAACGAUAUCAGGCACGGCAAUCGGAAAUCAAAGAUUAUGUCUUUAAAACACUCGAGAUCCCUCAGGAAACCAUCAAUGAAUACAAUAGAUUACAAUAUGAUCUUGUUGAUAUUCUAAAGGAUGGUGAAUUACUUUGUAAGUUGGGCCAAUUGUUACCCAUUGAACCUAACCCAUGUCGUGGAUAUAAAUACUCCAAGACCCCCUUUAAACAAAUGGAGAACAUCUCAUACUUUCUUAAAGCUUGUGAAAUGAUCAAGUUGCCUCAUGAUGAAAUCUUUAUGACUGUUGAUCUUUUCGAAAGAAAGGAUCCUUAUCAAGUUGUAGUUACUUUAUUGUCGUUUAGUCGUAUUGCCAAUGAGUUGAGUCCCAAUUCCUUCCCUACUAAAGUUGGACCCAAAGUUACUAAGAAGAAACCUCCCAUUCCUUAUAAACCACUUCAUUUAAGAGCAUAA